Messenger RNA from Acanthisitta chloris (rifleman), 556 nucleotides. Its product is annotated as nebulette-like. Lineage: Eukaryota; Metazoa; Chordata; Aves; Passeriformes; Acanthisittidae. Gene Ontology annotation, molecular function: actin filament binding. The record is from RefSeq and is a predicted model, not a curated record. Gene Ontology annotation, cellular component: Z disc. The annotation marks the transcript as partial. The transcript has 5 exons. Gene Ontology annotation, biological process: cardiac muscle thin filament assembly.
AUACACUAUAAAGAAGAGUUUAAAAAAUCUAAAGGCAAGUGCAUAUUUGUACCUGACACCCCGCAGCUAAAACAUGUGAAAAGUGUCGGUGCUUUUAUUUCUGAGGUGAAGUAUAAAGGAGCUGCUAAGAAAGACCUUCCCAACUCUCUUUAUCAGCAGAUGUCAUCCACAACUGACAGUGUAUUUGCAAAAGAAUUAAUGCAGCUUCAGAGCCAGGUUCUCUAUAAACAAAAACAUGAUGCUGAGAGAGGAAUCUCAGAUUAUGCCCAUAUGAAGGAGCCUCCAGAUGUUAAGCAUGCCAUGGAAGUCAGUAAACACCAGAGCAAUGUAUCCUAUAAGAAGGAUGUGCAAGAUACUCAUAGGUACACUGAAGUGCUGAACAGGCCAGACAUAAAGAUGGCAACUGGGAUAACAAAGAUAAUAAGUGAUGCUGAGUACAAGAAAGGAAGGGGAGAGAUGAAUAAGGAGACUGCAGUGCUUGGAAGACCAGAUUUUGAACAUGCUAAAGGGGUUUCAAAACUUUUCAGCCAAGUAAGAUUCUCCAUCAUUUUACAAA